AUGAGUAAAUCAGCACCCAAUCCAACAGCUCACGCCAACCCAGAAGAACCCAGCCCAUCACAAGAAGCUAUCCGAGAAGGUGGAUAUGGCUGGGUCUGCGUGGCAUGCGUGUUUCUCAUGAAUGCCCACACAUGGGGUAUCAAUGCCGCAUACGGAGUAUUCCUCUCAUACUAUCUCUCCAGCGACAUGCUACCUGGUACAUCAUCUCUAGAGUACGCUUUUGUUGGAGGGCUGAGCAUAGGCUGUGCAAUGAUCAUCGCACCUCUCGCAACUUAUCUCGCCCACCAAAUAUCACCUCGCUUCGUUCUGAACCUCGGCACCAUAUUGGAAACAAUAUCCCUGAUUACCACGUCAUUUGUCAAAACCGAUUGGCAGCUGUUUCUCUCACAGGGCAUUUGCUUUGGAUUUGGUAUGGGGCUAUGCUUCUGUGGCUCUGUGGGAAUUCCUUCACAUUGGUUCAAAAGAAUGCGCAGCUUGGUUAAUGGGAUCGCUGCUGCUGGCUCCGGGGUUGGUGGACUUGUCUAUUCGCUUGCUGUUGGGAAGAUGAUACCCGAGCUUGGAUUUCCUUGGGCAAUGCGUAUACUGGGAAUUCUGUGUUUUGGUGUGAAUAUCAUAUGUGCUAAUCUCCUUCGUGUCCCUCCAAAUUCACCGGCUGCAUUGAAUAGCGGGACAUUCCGGCUAUCUCUCUUGGGUAGACUGGAUUUUGUCUUAUUGUUAGGCUGGGCUUUCUUAGGCAGUUUGGGGUAUGUGUGUCUGCUGUUCAGUUUGCCCAGCUAUUCAGUUGCCAUUGGUCUCACCCAGAAACAAGGCAGUCGGGCAGGCGCGCUGCUCAGUCUGGGUCAGGCCUUUGGACGUCCAGUUGUUGGGCUCUUGAGUGAUCACCUUGGCCGAGUCAAUGUUGCUUUUGCUUCUUCGCUAGCCUCGGGAUUGCUGUCGUUGGUACUCUGGAUCUUUGCAGGUUCCGUGGGGUUGACAUACUUCUUUGCUGUAGCUGUUGGUUUGUUCGCCGGUACAUUCUUAGCGGCUGCUGCACCUCUUACUGCUGAAGUCGUUGGUCUGGAGGAUUUAGGGGCUGGCCUUGGUAUCUUUUGGCUUUCACUUGGGCCACCCACGGCCGUGGCUGAGGUUAUUGCGUUGCAACUUCGGGAUAGUCCUAGUGAGCCGAAACCAUACCUGCGGAUCCAAAUCUUUGUUGGACUCAUGUACAUAGGUUCGGCUGCUUCCUUGGCUGGACUGUGGUUUGAAAUGCGGAGGAAGAAAGUUUCCCGGGGUGGGAAGAUCUAA
Molecule: messenger RNA, 1284 nt
Organism: Penicillium antarcticum
Lineage: Eukaryota; Fungi; Ascomycota; Eurotiomycetes; Eurotiales; Aspergillaceae
Exons: 2
Coding region: 1-1284 (427 amino acids)
Biological process (GO): transmembrane transport
Molecular function (GO): transmembrane transporter activity
Source: RefSeq, a predicted model, not a curated record